Pungitius pungitius (ninespine stickleback) is the source of this 1035-nucleotide messenger RNA. RefSeq names its product zinc finger and BTB domain containing 8 opposite strand (gene tslig1). Gene Ontology annotation, cellular component: tRNA-splicing ligase complex. Lineage: Eukaryota; Metazoa; Chordata; Actinopteri; Perciformes; Gasterosteidae. The transcript has 7 exons. The record is from RefSeq and is a predicted model, not a curated record. Bases 212 to 673 code for a protein of 153 amino acids. Gene Ontology annotation, biological process: tRNA splicing, via endonucleolytic cleavage and ligation.
CAGAUGCACCUAGCGUGCGGCUGUGAGUGGUUGUGAUACACAGACAUGGUAGCAUUUGUUUUUGGUCCUCUUUCACACCGCUGAACAAACUUAAAGGCGUCAUGAACGACCGCGAGCUGGACCUGACGGCGGCGCAGAAAGCGACUAAGUCCAAAUACCCUCCAAUCAACAAGAAGUAUGAAUCGACAACUGUCACAUCGAUCCAGCGGUUAUGAGCUCGUCUAACAGCAUGCGUCAUCGUGUCGCCUUGUGUUUUACUAUCACAGACCUGGAUCACACGGCGGAUGUACAAAUCCACUCGUGGGGGAACGAUCUCGAGGAAGCCUUCGAGCAGUGCGCCAUGGGCAUGUUUGGCUACAUGACGGACACGGAGACCGUGGAACCGAUUGAUACCGUAGAAGUGGAGUCGGAGGGAGACGACAUGGAGUCUCUUCUUUUCCACUUCCUGGACGACUGGUUGUACAAGUUUAGUGCAGAUCUCUUCUUUGUUCCCAGGGAGGUGAAAGUUCUGCACAUAGACAGAAUGCACUUCAAGAUCCGCUCCAUUGGCUGGGGUGAAGAAUUCUCUCUGGUAAAACAUCCGCAGGGAACUGAGGUGAAAGCCAUCACAUACUCGGCAAUGCAGAUCCACGAUAUUGACAAACCGGAGAUAUUUGCCAUCAUUGAUAUUUGACAAUACCACCAGAGUCAAACUGCACUGCUCAUUCAAUAGAACUAAAAAUGUGACCGUUUGAUGUGGCCUUUUAUCUAAAUUCCUGAAUUACAACAUCUAGUCUUGUAUUUCUAAAGCAAAUUGUUUACAAACUGCAGGAUCACAUCAAAUAUAUUAAUUCACAAAUCACGGAAAUAAUGACUUUUUUCAUAGUUACUAUUGAAAAGUGAAACUCUCAUUUAGAACAAACAAUGCAAUGUUUUAGACAAAUUUUGUCAACCAAGUUUUACUCAAAUUGCUUUUGCAAAUUUUUAUUUAUAACACAUUUGACAUGAAUUGUGUCAAUGCCUCAUUGUAAAUAAAUCUACAUAUUUUUCUCCUGA